AUGAUGUUAAGAAGAGCAGCUUCAAGAUUACCAAUCAACCAGAUUGUCAAUCAAUCCUCCACCACCGUCGGUAGAUUAUCUACUUUAUCUUUUAUCAACUCUACCACUUCUACUAGCAGCAGUUCACUCACAUCAUACAACAACAACUUUUAUACUAACAACAAUAAUGUAAGAAACUAUUGUCAAAAGAAUAAAGUUGAAGAUGAAGAUAUGCCAGAAGCAUUAUCAUCGAUUCAAGGAGAAGAUUCGAUCAUUGAAGAGACUGAAAAGGUUGUAGGUGUGGCCGACAAGCACAGCUUCCAAACCGAGACACAAAAGAUCUUGCAUAUUGUGGCCGAGAGUUUGUACACUGAAAAGGAGGUGUUUAUCAGAGAGUUGAUCUCGAAUGCAUCCGAUGCCAUUGAAAAGGCUCGUCACUUGCAAUUGACAUCGCAAAAGAUUAUGGACGGCGAUUUGCCAUUUGAGAUCAAGAUUGCAACCGACGACGACAAAAAGACACUCAUCAUUCAAGACACUGGUGUCGGUAUGACCAAGGAGGAGCUCAUCAAGAAUCUCGGACGUAUUGGGUACUCUGGCACUGGCGACUUCCUCAAGAACCUCGGCGACAACCCCGACAAGGCCUCUGUGAUUGGUCAGUUUGGUGUGGGUUUCUACAGUUGUUUCAUGGUUGGUCACACGAUCAAGGUGUACUCGCGCUCGGCUGCUGUCGGCAGCAAGGGAUACUUGUGGGAGAGUGACGGUGCCGGCUCGUACUCGAUCAGCGAAGCUGACGGCGUGCAACGUGGUACCAAGAUCAUCAUCCACCUCAAACCAAACUCGUACGAGUUUGCCAAAAAGGCAACGGUCGAGGCGAUCAUUAAAAAGUACAGCAACUUUGUUGGCUUCCCCAUCGCGUUGAAUGGACAGGCUGUCAACACCAUCAAGGCACUCUGGACACUCAACAAGUCCCAAGUGACCGACGAAGAGCACAAGGAGUUUUACCAGUUUAUCUCCAAGUCGUACGACACCCCCAACUACAAGAUCCACUUUGCCACCGACACACCGUUGACUAUCCGCUCCAUCUUUUACAUCCCAUCACAACACGUUGAAAAGUAUGGUAUGGGACGUAUGGAACCAGGCGUCUCUCUCUUUUCGCGUAAAGUGUUGAUCCAGCAAAAGGCCAAGGGUCUGUUGCCCGACUGGAUGCGUUUCGUGCGUGGUGUCGUCGAUUCCGAGGACAUCCCAUUAAACGUGUCACGUGAACACCUUCAAGACAAUGGUUUGAUCCAACGUAUCUCACAAGUGUUGGUCAAGCGUAUCCUCAAGACACUCGACGACGAGAGUAAACGUGACCCAGCCAAAUUCAACGUAUUCAUGAAUGAAUUUGCCGGUUUCUUCAAGGAGGGUUUGAUCACUGAUUUCAAGUGGAAGGAUGAUAUCUCUCGUUUGUUGCGUUUCGAAAGCUCACACGAAGACUUGGAAGCAGACAACAAGAACACAUCACUCGAAGAAUACACCAAGCGUAUGAAACCAGACCAAAACCAAAUCUUUUACAUUACCGUACCCAGUCGCGAGGUUGCACUCUCUAGUCCCUACUAUGAGCCAUUCAAAAACAAGGGUGUCGAAGUCUUUUUCCUCUACAACACUUUGGACGACUUUGUCUUUUCCAAUAUCGGUCAUUUUGGCGACAAGAAGAUCGUCUCUGUUGAAUCUAAAGAAGCUGAAGAGUUUAUUUCAAAGGACCAAGAAAAGCUUAAAGACACACUAUCACAAUCCGAAGUAUCCGACUUUUUGAAAUGGAUCACCGAUGUUUGUGGCGACAAGGUUUCAAUGGCCAAGGCUACCACCCGUAACACUUCCACACCCGCUCUUAUCGUAGACCACGAGUCUGCCACCUUCCGUCGUAUGAUGAAGAUGAUGGAUCCAUCCAAACAACACGAUAUCCCCAAACAACAAGUAGAAUUCAACAUGAACCACUCAAUCGUCCUCAAGUUACAUGCUCAACGUCAAAUCAACCCAGCUAUCGCCAAAUUGGUUGCCGAACAAAUCGUAGACAAUGCUCUCGUCACUGCCGGUCUCUACGAAGAUUCCCGUACAAUGGUUCCACGUUUAAAUUCAAUCCUAGAUAAUUUAUUAACUCAAUCUCAACAACAUGUUAAUAAAUAA
Messenger RNA from Cavenderia fasciculata, 2145 nucleotides. It is a transcript of the gene trap1, whose product is annotated as heat shock protein Hsp90 family protein. The transcript is spliced from 2 exons. The record is from RefSeq and is a predicted model, not a curated record. Gene Ontology annotation, cellular component: mitochondrial inner membrane. The coding region runs from base 1 to 2145 and encodes 714 amino acids. Gene Ontology annotation, biological process: protein folding. Gene Ontology annotation, molecular function: ATP binding; protein kinase binding; ATP hydrolysis activity. NCBI's taxonomy places the organism in Eukaryota, Evosea, Eumycetozoa, Acytosteliales, Cavenderiaceae.